AUGAAUUCGGAAGAUGAUUAUAGUGAUAAUGAUGAUCAGGAAAUCGACGAUGAAAGCAUAACAAGCGAAGAAGAUGGUAGCCAUCAUGACGAAUCAUCUAUGCAAAUGGACGAGUCCACAAAUUCACAUGAAUCAAAGCUUGAUACAGAAAAACAAAAAGCAGAUGCUUUGAAAAAGCAAAUCGCUUUAUGGGAUUCAUUUCUUGAAUUACGGAUAAAACUUCAACGUGCUACAAUAACUUGUAAUUGUUUACCGAUAUCGACAGUGCCAGAUGACGAUGAACUACGUGAAGUCAUGGAUGAAAAUGCAAAGCUCUUCCGUAAAACACUUGCUCUACUUCUUGCAAUUGAAAAUCGGCGAUCGAAUAAACGAGCGCGUGAUCAUGAUGAUGACGACGACGACGGCGAGGAAGAAUCAAAAGAGAAAAAUAAUAGUAGUGAAACAACAGAAAUUUUUAAAACAAUAUCAAAACGUCUUAAACGUGGUGAACAUGUUGUUGAUGAAGAACUAACGAAGUCCUAUGAGCAUUUUGUACCAGAAAGAGAUGCUGUCAUACAGAAAUGGUUUGAACGUACGCGUGUUUUUACUAAACAAAACAAAAAUAAUGCUGUUGAACAAUCACCACUUGUGCAAAUUAAAGAAAUCAUGUCUUUGCCUGAUCGUCUUAUAAAGCGUACACAAACCAGUAGAAUUGAUUACGAUCUUAUUUGUCCACCUUCUUCACCUAAUCAUCAUGAAACAUCAACUGAUUUAACAACAAAAAUCAAUACUGAACUAUUUGAUGAUGGUGACUUUUAUCAUCAAUUAUUACGUGAAUUUAUUGAACGUAAAACAUCAUCGAUCACUGAUCCCGAACAGAUAAGCAAACAUUGGGCACAGUUAAGAAAACUAAGAACUAAAUUAAAGAAAAAUAUCGAUACAAAAGCAAGUAAAGAUCGAAAAAUUCGUUAUAAUAUUCAUAAAAAAUUAAUUAAUUACAUGGCACCAAUUGAUCGACGUUCAUUCACUGAUGAAGCACAAACUGAUCUUUUUUCAUCGUUAUUUGGUACAAACAAACUAACAAUAACUGAUACUCAACAAACAUCAUCAGUCAAUGAUAUUCGUAUUAUUUAA
Molecule: messenger RNA, 1113 nt
Organism: Rotaria socialis
Lineage: Eukaryota; Metazoa; Rotifera; Eurotatoria; Philodinida; Philodinidae
Source: the annotation of a GenBank genome assembly